AUGGCGGACGGAACAAUUGCAUCAGCUGUUGCGCUUCCUGAGCCAGAAGAAAGUCCGGAUGGCAGAUUAAAGCGUCGCCAGUCCCUAUCUGAAGACAAUGAGAACAAACGGCGCCGGCUGAGUGAUGAGAACCGACAUCCCGACUCCAAGGAAAACGAACCGUCUCCGUCCGCGGUCACUGCACCUAAGCCGAACACCGCGGAUGGAAGGGAUUCCCGGCGAAAGAGUGGCGCGGCAGAAGAGCGCAAGCGUGGUCAAAGAUUAUUUGGCGCCCUGCUGGGUACACUCUCACAGAGCUCAUCUACAGCAGCACAGAAACGACGGGCGGAUAUCGAGCAAAAGCAGCUGGCAAAGCUCCGUAUGCAGGAGGCAGAGUACACGGAACUGACGCGAAAAAAACAAGAGGACUUAUUGGCGGUGCGGAGGAAGGAACAGAGGAUAUAUGAGAGGCAGUCGAUGCGUGUCCGACACUCGAACCAGCUAGCUGUGGCACAUUUCCUCAAAACAACAGCUGAACCUUUCCUGUACUACAAACCAUGGCAACUCCGACCGGAAGAAGAAGAUAGAAUUAAACAACAAAUUGACGAUUGUAAAGCUACAAUCGCAAAAGAGGUCGAGGAAUUUGAAACGAAAAAUCCACCAUCGCCUCGUCCUACCCCAAACCAACCUGACACUCUAUUUGCUGCUGCAGGUGAAACACGCACAACCGUUGCCCCUAGAAAUAAUAUUAUUUCUGAUGAUAAAGAGCCAAAGGACGCAGUGCAAUUGAAAUCCGAUACGGUGGGUGAUGGCACUAACAAUAAUAACAACCGCACUGAAACUGAACCAGAACCCCAAAUAUGCUCCCCUGCUGCUACUGGUCCUGCUCUUUCUGAUCACCCUCUUGCUGCUCCUGCUACUACUAAUGAAUCCUCUACGUCUUCUACUACUAAAAGCCGCAACGACAACCCAUCCACAACUAGCGUUAACCACCACCAAAAAGCACACGAUGAUGAUUCUGGAGAAGUCAUGCUCGAAGAUAAGGAGGAUACUGUCAUAUAUUAA
Paracoccidioides lutzii Pb01 is the source of this 1044-nucleotide messenger RNA. RefSeq lists its product as hypothetical. The record is from RefSeq and is a predicted model, not a curated record. Gene Ontology annotation, cellular component: catalytic step 2 spliceosome. The coding region runs from base 1 to 1044 and encodes 347 amino acids. The transcript is spliced from 4 exons.